CCAACACACGCACAGAGAAGCAUAGAUGAGAAACAAGUACUGCAGCAGCAUGCAGCAGCUUGCAGCAUCUGCGGCUCAGCCAUUCACGGGAUGAGGGGGGGACGCUUGCAGAAAGGGAAGCAGAUUGUUGCUUUACACCAGCCUGCUUGUGCAUCUUAGUAGAGGUGAGAAUGAUGCAUUUCAUUUGCAGAUGGCUCAAGAAAUCCAGGCUCUUCUGCACUGCCUCUGCAUCCUGUUCCCCCUGCUCCUCCCACUUCAACUCUUCCUCCUCCUCCUCUCUACAGCAUCAUUAGAAAGGACUACAGAUUGACUGGGACUGGCAAGCUGUGGAUGGUCAGAUUUUACCCCAGCGGAAGGAUUUUUUGGUGGCUAUGCUACAUCUGCAGCCUGACUGUCGACUGGAUUGUAACUGACUAUAAAAUAACAUCUGAACUUACAAGGAAUCUUGGAUGUGUGUGAGGAUCUAUACCAGUGUUGUCACUGGUGCAUUUCCUCCUUUUUCCUUCUGGUGGUUUUUGCUUUCUCAGAGACUGGCUAGCAGGCACUGCAGCAUUAGGACCGCAAGAUUCAUGAAGGGGUAGGGCAUGAGGACCAAGGGGCAACCCUGAGGAAGGGCUUGAUAACUUCUAUUGGAACCACUGCUGAGCUGAUCGUUUGGGACAGCAGGUGGAAGAGAAGAUGCUUAUGGCCCGAGACACGGCCCGGGAUGAGGCUCAAAAGCUACACAGGAAGUGGCUGAAACACCAGGCCUUUAUGGCAGAGCUGGCCCGAAAUAAGGAAUGGCUGGCCAAGAUAGAACAGGAGGGCCAGGAGCUUAUCCAAGAAAAGCCAGAGCUGCGUCCAGUGGUGCAACAGAAGCUGGAGGAAAUCAGAGAAUGCUGGUCUGACCUGGAGACCACCACAAAGGCCAAGGCCCGGCAGCUCUUCGAAAACAACAAACCUGAGCCUACACUGAAGAGUUACUCUGACCUUGACAGCCAACUCUCCAAUCUGGAGCAGCAGCCCCCCCAGCUGGAACAGGCACACCACCUGCCCACCUUCAAUGAGCAGCUCCAGAAAUUCCAGGCAAUGGAGUCCCAGAUAGGUGACUUCUACAAGGAUAUGGGGGAGCUGGGAAGCUUGCAGAGUCUGAGCCUGCCCCAUCAAGGCCUGAUGGCAAGUGAAAAGGAGGGUGCUGAGCAGUCGGGUGAGGUGGAAACCCGCAUUGUUCGUCUUAUUGAACCCUUAAAGGAGAGACGCCGUAUCCUCCUGGCUUCUAAGGAAAUGCACCAGGUUGCCCAGGAUCUGGAGGAUGAAAUUCUAUGGAUCCAAGCAAGGCUUCCUUUAGCAUCAGGCAAAGAUUAUGGGAACAGCCUCCAGAGUGUGCAGCAGCAUGUCAAAAAGCACCAGACACUUCAGAGAGAGCUGACAGGGCGCCGGGCUCGGAUUGAAGAGGUUUUAGACCGGGCUGCAAUCAUCGCCUCCCUAAGAACUCCCGAGGUGGACUUUGUGCGUGAGGGAGCUGGACACGUGCGCCAGCUGUGGGAGGUGUUGCAGCUGGAGACAGAAAGGCGCUCUGUGAUGUUGGAUGCGGCCCUGCAGUCUCAGCAGUACUACAGUGAGGCUGCUAAAGUGGAGUCCUGGCUGUCAGGACAAAAGCUCCAUGUUGCUAAUGAAGAGCAAGGCUCUGAUGAAGCAAGCACCCUGCAGCUGCUAAAGGCCCACUUGGCUCUGGAGCAAACAGUUGAAACAUAUGCAGAGACAGUAGGCAUGCUCUCCCAGCAAUGCCAGCAUUUAUUGGAGCUGGGACACCCAGAGAGUGAGCAAAUUACUAAGCAGCAGUCUCACAUAGAUCGGCUAUAUGUGUCACUGAAAGACAUGGUGGAGCACAGAAAAACCAGGCUAGAGCAGCAGUAUUGGCUCUACCAGCUCAACAAAGAAGUUGAGGAGUUGGAGAAAUGGAUUACAGAGCGUGAAGCUGUGGCAAGUUCUACUGAGCUGGGCAACGACCUGGAGGAAGUAACGGUGCUUCAGGAGAGGUUCACCAAGUUUUCCACAGAAACCAAGAGCAUUGGUGAACAACGCAUGGAACAGGUGAACAAAAUGGUGAACGAGAUGAUUGACUGUGGCCACUCGGAUGCAGCCACCAUUGCUGAGUGGAAGGAUGGUCUUAAUGAGUCCUGGGCGGACCUCUUGGAACUCAUGGAAACACGCAGGCAGAUGCUGGCAGCAUCCCAGCAGCUGCACAAGUUCUUCACUGACUGCAAAGAGGUCUUGGCUCAGAUCAUAGGGAAGAUGAAGCAGCUGCCAGAGGUGAGAGCAUGCCAGGCCAACAUUACCAAUCCAGCUACCCUACAGAGACUCAUGCACUCCUUUGAGCAUGCCCUUCAACUGCUAGUUGCACAGGUGAGGCAGCUCCAAGAGAAUGCUGCCCAGCUCAGGGCCAUCUAUGCUGGCGAAAAGGCAGAGACUAUCAUGGUGAAAGAACAGGAAAUAAUGGAAGCUUGGAAGGAACUACUGAGCUCUUGUGAAGCCAGUCGCAUCCAAGUGACUUCUGUUACCGACAAGGUGCAGUUCUUCUCAGUGGUGCGUGAAAACCUAAUGUGGAUGGAAGGCAUCAUGGGCCAAAUAAAAUGGGAUGAGCCAAGAGAUCUUACGGCUCUGGAAGGAAUGAUGAAACAUCAUCAGGAUUUAAAAGCCAAAAUAGAUGGCCGCAGCAAGACCAUCCUACAGUGUGCUGACCUCGGCAAGAUUUUGAUAGCUGCAGGCAAUCCUGCAUCGGAGGAGAUACAAGAGAAAUUGGACAGUCUUCUAACUAAGCAGAAGGACCUUGUUGAAAAAUGGGACAAACACCAGGAAAGGUUACUACACAAGCAGGAAAACUUCCAGUUUGCCCAGGAGACAGUAAAGGCAGAAGCCUGGCUGAAAGCCAAGGAGCCCCUGAUCAGCUCCAAGCAGCAAGAGGGAGGAGAGGCCCAGGCGCAGACAGAUGAGGUCGAGCAGCUCAUACUUCGCCAUGAGGCGUUCCGCAAGGCUGCUGUAACCUGGAAAGAACGCUUCAGCUCCCUCCGUCAGCUCUCCGCAGCUGAGAAGAAAAGGGAGGAGGAAAAAAAGACGACCCCUCUCUCCAGUCGAAGAAUGUUCCCGUUAUCAUGUCUGACUCCCAGCGUUCCUUCAACCAGUGCUACUUCUUCCUACUUGAGGCAGACAAUACAGGCUCAAAUAGAACCCCAACCCUUCCAAACCAGCUUAGAUCUGGGUAGCAGUUCUACAACCCAGAGAUUAUCUUCAGCGUUCGCUAGCUAUAGCACAGCUAUUAAUGGCUCAGGAUACCACGGACUUGAGCAGCCAUGUGUUGGGAAAGUAGGAAGCACCUUGUACUUUGGGAUGAACCAACAGGCAGCUGGAGCUGGAAGUGACUCUGGUUUGUCAGCAUCCCAGAGCGGAGGUGCAGACACCUCUACGUACCAUGGAGUAAACCACCAAACUGCUGGUAGUGCAGAGAGUUCUGGAUACUUUGGAGUGACAACAGGGUGUCUGGGCGGUUUGCAAAACCAUCUAAAACCAGGUGGUGCUAAAUUAGAAAGUUCAGGGAAUAUAGCUCAGCAGCCAAGCAGUGGGGGAAUGAUGAGCCCAAGCUUCUUGCCUCAACAAAAUAUGGGCAGUUCUGGAUAUUUGCCUCAACCACAGAAUUUGGGAAGUUCAGGAUAUCUCGGACAGCAGUCUAAUAUGGGAAGCUCUGGGUAUUUGGCACAACAGCAUAUUACAGGAAGCUCUGGGUAUUUGGCACAACAGCCUAAUUUGGGUAGUUCAGGAUACCUAGCACAGAAUUACCAGAGUAGUGCUGGAUUGGGAAGCUCUGGCUUUUUGGCACAAAAUCAUUAUAGCAGUGGAAGUCUGGGCAGCUCUAGUUUCCUGGCCCAAAGUGGAGGAAUUAUGGAUCCUAAAAUGGCAUAUGCAUGGCAGCACCUGAAAGCUGACUUCAUGCAGCCAAGGAUCAACCACAUCCACAAAGCUAUAAAUCCUCUCCUGGAAGCCAGCAGACUGCAGCGUGAACAGUUUGGAGAUAUCCCUAUGGCAGACAUGGUGGGGCCAGAAUCAGGACUGGAGCUUCUCCACGGUCGUCUCCAGAGGGAUCCCCGCGGAAGUCGUUCAGACCCACAGAUGGACCAUCUGAGGCGGGAAAGGGAGUACAAGCUGGGAAGACAAACCUCUAGCGAGCAGGAAAUCCAGGCAAGGUUGAACGAACUCCCACUGAUAGUGCGGCAGGAACGAUACAGGAGGCGCAUGGAGCGGCAGUCAUCCAGCGAACAAGAGGGGAGCAACAAGCAGAGGCUACAGAGGCAGGACUCAAGUGAUUUGGAGGGCUCUGUGAAGGACGGCUCUGACAAACGCUCAGGGGAGAAGAGGUCUACCAUGGCAGAAAUUGUGGAACAAGCCCAAGACAGAGAGGCAGCACAUGCCCGUGGAGAACCGUAUCGUCCUCCCAGCAGCCUCUCAGCACCUGUGACUCGGUUUGAUGGACGCCCACGUGCCCGGGACCGUCCCAAACCAAGGAGGCGGCCCCGUCCCAAAGAGCCUGAGACCACUCGUCGUUCUCGCUCAGCCCCAGCAACCGGUGCCCCCACCACCCCUCAGCCUCCAUCACACACUGCCCAGAAUGAAGGCUUCCUCUACUGUAAAAAGGCCACAAGUAGCGACCUGGAAGCUCAACAGAGGAGUCCCAACAGCAAAUCCUGGGUUAACGUAUACUGUGUGCUGAAAGAGGGAAAAUUGACUUUCUAUAAGGAUGCUAGGAACCAUACUACAACAUACAAUGAAGAGCCUCCUGUUGACCUGAGUGAGUGCUCAUUCGAUCCGUCAAUGGGCUACAAGAAGAAGAAAAACGUCUUCAUACUCCAAGUAAAAGAUGGAACCAACUUUGUAUUCCAUGCUAAAGAUGAGGAGGACCUGAAGGCGUGGACGUCAAAUAUCACCACAAGUAUUGCUGAGCAUGAGGCCAUGGCCAAGUGGGACAAGCCUGGCCCCUCGUCCAUGGACCCUGACCGCUCAGAGAGGAAGGAGAAGUCAGAGGGCGACGCAGAUGCCAGGUCAGAGAGGUCUGAGCUGAUGGAGGGGGAGGAGAGGUCAGAGAAGGAGAGGUCAGAGAAGGCUGAGGGUUCAGAAAAGUUAGACACAUCUGAAAUUGCUGACAAGUUGGAAGGUGGCGCAGGGGGCUCCAGCACAUCUGGGAGAAGCAAAUGAGGUAGUAGUUUUAUUUUCAUGUUAUUGUUAAAUAUCACUGAUGAAAGGCGAAUAAGGGGGAGGGGGGGAGGGGGUGUUAGAUGGCAAGCAUGUUUGCUGGACCACCAUCACUGAGGCCAUGGUACCCGGACUGACUGCUCUUACUGUGACUAACUGAUCUCUCAGCCUUCACCUGGGCCAAACAUCCGUGCAUCCGUGCAUAGCGCCACCUGCUGGUUGAUACAGAGAUCAGUCCAGAGAGACAGACAGACUCAAACAAUUGGUCCCAGGAAUCAGUCACUGUCACUUUCCAUUUCCGAUUGUUUGAUCUAAUGAUUCACGGCAUCUUUCUGUAUGUACCUUUUGAAAUGUAAUGCUCUGUCUAACGAGACAAAUACAAGAAAAGUUGAAUGAAAUGUUUCACAAAAAAACUUUUUUUCAGCAAUAUACUUUGUUUUUUCUUUUUCCUCUUUGUCAGAAAGAAGGGGGUAUUAAACAAAAGGUAAUUUAAGAAAUAAACGUCAGGAUUUGUCACUUUUUCCCAGCGGUUGACACAUCUGUAUAGUAAACAUGACAUUAUUCCUGUCACAUGGCUAGCUUUGGAUCAUGUUCAUAUAUUGGAAUGCUGGUAUCACCACCUUACUUCAGUGGAGUCAAUGAAAACACAUUUCUAAAGUUACAUUUUGGUUCUUAUUAUGGCUAUUAUUAAACUUGUUUGCCCAUUAUUAUGUGUCAAGAAAGAAAUAAUUAAAAAAAAUCAACCCAAGGUGUGUAACACUAAGCCUAUGUGAAAAUGACAAACUUGGAACAUUGCAUGAAAUGGUCUGUUACUGCACCUGUUCAACUUGCCUUUGUUUUUCUUAUCUUGACACAAAAUGAGCAAUGUGGGAGUUGCAAUAAUUUAAAGUGAGCUUUGUUAGAAGGGAAAGAGGUUGAGAUGAGUUCCAAAAGCAGGGUUUGUCUUUGGUUUUUGGAAUGUGGAAGCAGCAGCUUUCCAAACCCAAAGAAGCUCCUCAUCUGUCUAUAAUGUCUCUGCAGAAUGUACUGAUAUCAGCUUUGAAAUUUUCAGGCACACCAGACAGGUGUGUGAUGCCCUAAAUUGUAAAACUCUGGAGCCGAGAUCUUUGUCCCACAUCCUUUCAUUCAGAGUUCAAAUCAACUGAAUCCUCUUCACCAAAAGCAAACUCACUGGAUUGUAUAUACCUAACUUUGUAUGUAAACCACUGUGCUCUAAAUAAAACCAUUCUGAGCUCAUAACUGAAGUGGGUAAAACCUAAGCAUUUAUUUUAAGCUACAAACAGAAACAUGUAUUGAUGUUUAUCACAAUAAAGGAGAAAUAUGCAAAUUAGGAUUUACUAUUAAUGAUCAUAGAGUGUAUAUAUUAAUACACCUGUUCAGUAUCUAGAUCUAUUCAAAUAAAUGAGCAGGGAGGAGGCAGGCAGACAUCCUGUGGGUAUGAUUCUUGUAUUUUUUUAUGCUUAUAUUUCUUCAUGUCAGAUUCAGGAGUUUUGUGUUUAAGAACAUUAGGUUGAUUUAGGCGGCUGAGUGCUCAGUGUGUCUGUGACAGAAGAACUAAAUGUAUGUUAGAAACCUAACCAGCCUGCUCCAGGUGGAAUGAGCUAUGGUAAACUGUGAAAGCUGAGAUGAACAGGUAUCGGUCCACUUCUGUUUUGUUAUGUGAGAUUUUUUUACACAUGUGAUACAAAUAAAGUUUCUGCAAUGUCAAUGAAUGUGGUUUGAAUUGCAGUAUUAAAGAAAAAGCUCCACCUCCACUGUGCAUCAGCAGCCAGCAGCUUGUUUCCCAUCCUGUCUAACUCACCUCUCCUGUUUGAAAAUGGCUUCUAAAGAGUAUAUGAGAGAUGCAGCUCUGCUUGAACCCGCUGCCUCCAGGAUUGUGGUGUGGCUCUUCACACUGCUGUCAUUUUGACAAGGAUGAUAAUCAAAUGCUUUCAUUUGUAAUCUAUUGUUCAGUUUUUACAUAAGUGCCAUGUCAUGCUGUCUCCUCUGACAGUGAUUGAACAGAGAUCAAUCUAGUCCACUGGAAAUAUGACCGAGAAUCAUUGCAAAACAUAUUUUUAACAGAUUUAGGAACAGCAGUAUUUCCUGUGUAUUUGUGGUAAAUAUUAAGCCCACAUAAACAUGUGCGCUUUAUGUGUUUGCUUUCCACUACUUUUAAAACACUGGGGAUAUUUACCACUACGUUAAAACAGAGAGCCUAAAGUAGAUAAACCAUGGAUGAGUACAGAAUUGUGCAAACUUUGUUGACUUCAUUGAUGGUCUUAAAGUGUGUAUGUCUUUGUUACUUCCCAAUAAAACCUGCUGCUAUGACAUUAAAUAAACCUCCAAACUUGCUAAGACAAA
Messenger RNA from Cyprinodon tularosa, 7563 nucleotides. RefSeq names its product spectrin, beta, non-erythrocytic 4a (gene sptbn4a). Bases 679 to 5223 code for a protein of 1514 amino acids. The transcript is spliced from 20 exons. Gene Ontology annotation, cellular component: cell projection; cell junction; cortical actin cytoskeleton. Gene Ontology annotation, molecular function: actin filament binding. Gene Ontology annotation, biological process: actin cytoskeleton organization. NCBI's taxonomy places the organism in Eukaryota, Metazoa, Chordata, Actinopteri, Cyprinodontiformes, Cyprinodontidae. The record is from RefSeq and is a predicted model, not a curated record.